AUGCAUCGGUGUGUGGGUUGCAGCGCCGCGGUGUUCCUGAAAGUAGCGGGCGCCCACAUCGCAUUGGCCCGACGAUGCUGUAGUAACGAAACCUCACCACCGCAGAACGAUCCACGUACGCUCUUGCAGCAGCUCCAGCGGCCCUCCGCCCAGGCGGUGGCAGGGGACGCGGUGGACGGAGUGUCGCGGCGUCACCCUGCUCCCUCGCUGCUGCAGAUCACCGCGUGCUGCGAGCAAAUGUGCCAGCCCGAGGCGAUACACACGUGGUCCGCCGAAGAGUGGUCGGAGGCCGUGCAGCUGCUCCUGCACGCCAUGGCAAGGGCGAAGCAGGGUCUUGAUGAUAGUGCGAUGCCGGAGGGGGAGACGGUGGAGAAAGGUGCGCCGUGGGCCUCGGCGAUGCGCUUAUUUCUUCGCGAACCACCCCAACAGGGCACAUUUCACAGAGAGAAACUGUACGCGCAGCAAUUGGCCGCGUGUGAGGGGCUGCUGCGGUGCUGCACUCGUCACGGCGCCCCAGUGGAUGUGGGCCGUGCCGUGUACAAGACGCUACGGACCUCAACAGCAGUAGAAGCACAAGAAGAAACAGGUAAAGGGCUUGGAGGCUGGCACGUGCUGUACGUGCGAUUUCUCAUGACAGAAGCUGCAACUACAGCAAGCGCUGGUGAUAAGGAGUCGGCUCGUGCGCUUCAGAAGGAAGCGCUGCGAGUGCUGCUCCUAGACGCUGCAGAGGACGGUGUGACGCUGUUACCUGCUGGUUUAUUGUUGUCACUCGAGGUGCUGCGCUGCAUGGUCACGGAUGAGACAGCGGCGCCAUCGUCAGAGGAGCCCUCCCACAACGCUACAGCCGAGGAAAUGCUCUGGUCUGAGCUACGGUGUGGCUCAAAUGUUGUGACAGUCGCCCGUGAUGUGUGCUGCCGUGUGCUGCGCCACCCGCACGCAUCCCGCGCACAGAAGCAGGAGGCCUUCUGCCGAUUCGUUGCGGUUGGCAUGCAGCUGACAGCGGAACAGCAGUUGGGCCCGUUCGCGUGUGCUGGCAACUGCGACACAGCUCCGCCCACCACGCACAUGAAGGUGUCGUCAAAGGAGUACGUGCAGCUGCUCAAUGCUGUCAGUGAUCUCUUGGAUGUUGCUUCUGCCGAACACGAAACGGUCGUGCGGCUACUGGCGGAGCCAUGUGUUGGGCAUCACCGCCACGCGAAGGCCGCACCGUUGGUUUAUGUGUGGUUUUUAGGUCACAUUUUGCGUGCGCUGGCGUCGUUCAAGCACCAGGCGGCGGCAGCGGCAGUAGUACGCGUGCAGGAGCGCAAAGAGGCAUUAUUGGCGUGGGAGCAGUGCACGCAAGCUGCGUUGUGGUGCCUGCAGCGGGUUCUGCUGCAGAUGCCAGCCGGUUCGCGCAGCCCUUCGACGCAGCAACAGCAACAGCGGCGCCUGCAAUGGGCAAGGCAAGAGGCGUUCUCUCUGUUGUUUCAGGCUGUUCUCGACGGUGUGUUCUGUAGCAACAUCUCCACCACCGCGACUGCUCCUAUCGCUCUGCAUAGGCCACGCGCCGAUGUGAUGGCAACGCUCACGCAGUUGUACGGCGAGCGUGACUGGCGCGGGCCCUCUGUCUGUCUCUUCAUUGAGUGUCUACACACGUGGCGCCUGCAUGAUGUCCUGCGGCAUGUCUUCUGCACGGUAUACCGAAGAGAGGAGUGGCGUUGGCGCAGCCUAAAUAACGGCAGUGGUGAUGGUGGUGCAGCGGACGCUGUAACUGCGCCGCGUGUUUGGCGCUCGUCGCUGCGCCUGUCGACGUGUCAGUUGGUGGUGCAGUCGGCGUGUGCCCACGACGACCCCGCAACAGCAGCGCUCGCCGUGAAACACAUGCUGCGCUGUCUUCUCGCCGCCCGGUCCGCCACGGACGCGACGGAUGAAGAGGAAAGCGCAGGGGGCGAGAGGGCUGUCGUAGAGGGACGGAGUGUGGCGGAGUGGACGCGCAUCAUUCACGACGGCAUCAUCCCGCGUGUGGAUGAGGUUUUCCACCGCACAGGCAUCGACACCACGGAGCAAUGGUUGGGGUCCAUCAGCGGCGGGAGUCCUGCUACUGUGGCAGCUGUUGCUGCUAGUAGUAGCGGUGAGGCUGGGGGUGGAGGUCGGGGGUGA
Messenger RNA from Trypanosoma grayi, 2139 nucleotides. RefSeq lists its product as hypothetical. The coding region runs from base 1 to 2139 and encodes 712 amino acids. Lineage: Eukaryota; Euglenozoa; Kinetoplastea; Trypanosomatida; Trypanosomatidae. The record is from RefSeq and is a predicted model, not a curated record. The transcript has a single exon.